This is a messenger RNA of Podarcis lilfordi (Lilford's wall lizard), 31151 nucleotides long. The record is from the annotation of a GenBank genome assembly. Lineage: Eukaryota; Metazoa; Chordata; Lepidosauria; Squamata; Lacertidae.
AGCCAUGGUACUUUAUUUGCAAAGUGUUUGCCCUCAUAAAACAGUUUGGAAGCGUGGGAAUUGGUAGAUAUUAUUAUUCCCAUUUGACAGAGGAGAACGUCUGCCUGAGAGACAAUACCUGAACCUCUCAAUGGGUAUUUUUACGUUGCAACACGGGGCAGCUGUGCCGAGAUGCCUAAACGAAAGCCUUUCUCUGUCAAAUGCUGACACAUGAUGGGGAGCAUUUAAACUUGCACUUCCCCACCCGCAGUCCAGGGCAAGACCUGCACCACGCGCUCUUUCUGCAUAGAUCGACCCGUGUAGCUGCAAGCUGCCGGAGUGGCGCCUGCGGCCCACAGUCCUACAGAGCACGCGACUCUCAAACUAUUACAGUGACCAUGGAGUCCAAUUCGUUCCCCCCACCCCCUUUCUUUUUCACCGUUCAUUUCUGACACAAAACCCAAGGUCCUGAAGUGCGGGGAGCAAACCAUGCCCUCCCUACACGGCGUUAAGAUUCCUGAGGAAGAAAUGACGGCGUGUUUCCUUUUAUUGUUCCUGUCCUAAACAUACAUACUGCGCGAAGCAUGGCUUGCUGCCUCCUCACUUACCAAGCCUCACUUACCGCGCGGGCGUUGCUCUCCACACGCCCGUCUCUCGCCCAGAAAUAAGACGCUGCCGCGGACACCCACGGCCGACGCCGAGCUCAGCAGAGCCCCCUUGUUCGCCGCCGCCGCCGCCGCCUGUCCCCGCCUUAAUCCCGCCCCUCCGGUCUGGGCUGCCUGGCGGGCUAGGCCUGCGCUUGCUGCUGAGGGAACGGAGUUGAGGGCUGGGAGCAGCCAUGAUGGUAGGUUCCUGCGGAGCUCCCGCCGCCGCCGUGGUGAGCUCUUCUGGCCGGGGGAAGGGGCGGCCGGGGGAGAGCGGCGGGGUCGGAGGCCGGCGGGACUAACCGGUUUCCUUUCUCUCUUUCUCUGUCCGCGGUGGGUGAUGCCUCGGUCUCUCUCGCCUCCGCCGCCCGCCUCCGCCCUUUUCUUCUUCGGAGCAGGAAGGCUCGGACGACGGCCCAGAUUUCCUUUCCGAGGAGGACCGAGGCGUAAGUGCUGGACGCCCCUGACGGGAGGGGGCUUUCUUCCCUGGUGGGGCUGGGGGGCGGUAGAACAGGUUUCCUUCCGGAUGUGUGGGGCUCGCAGCCCCUUUCGGAGUGUGGGGCGGUGGGUGGGGAAGCGAGGGGGGUGAGGCGGCGGUGGCGGCAUCAUCUCCCGGGAGGCUUCGCCGCCCCCACCCGGUUCUCCUCCUCCUUCUGCCCAGCUUCGGUUCCCUGAAAACUCCGCGCUGUCACGGGUGGUCUGGAUGCACCAUCAUCCUGAGCUGACGCUGGUGACUCUUAACGGAGUUCUCCUCUCGGAUUUAAAAUAUAAUAGCGUUAUCAUUUUAUUCAUUAUUAACAUCGAAUCCGCCUUGCGUUCUGAUUGAAACUGCCACGGCAGGCAGUUGAGAUAUUAUAAACCACCCCGUUGGUCUAGCUGCAAACACUUUUGCUGUUGCUGCAGCUCCCCUGUUGAUUUUAUUUUAUUUUUUGGUCAGCUUUGCAGAGCGACACACUUUAAACCGGUGGGUGUAGUUUGAACCUCUUGGAUUGGUAGGCAGUGUGCCUUUGCUUUUGUUGAGAAAUGCAGAAAAAGCUUAAAGCAAUUUUUUUCAAAUACUUUUUGACUAGAAAAUGAUUGUUUAUUCUAUAUCCCCCCCCCCAUCUUCUCGCAAAUAGCUCCCGGUGGUGUCCAGGAUUCAUCCAUUUCCUUGCUCAUUUUGUGACUAGGCAGGGGAGCCCCAGGUUGAAUUCUCUACUCAGCCAUUAAACUCUUUGGUUGACCUUGGGACUUUCACCAUCUCUUAGCCCAACCUAAGUCCAACACCCUGGAGUCCAUAACAUGGUGACUAUAAGCAACCUGGUGUCCUUGAGCACUUCCAUGCCCCAUGCCAUUCCCAAUUUUUUAUAUUUAUACUUGAGUCAUAUUUUUUGUUUGGGGGAGAGCCUCAUUUGGGGCUUUUUUGUCUGUAUUGUACUUGGUCUGGAGUAUGUGUUGAUGUUGGGGGAGGGGUAAGUUCUGAGCAUCACCAGUUUUUUCUUACAUGAAAUGGACAUUUGGUGUACCCACAGACCCCAAAAGUUGGAGACUAUUCAAACUGGCUUUCAAACAAAAGUAAAGAACCAGUGUCAUGUGUCCGUUGAGGAAAAUAUAUAAACAAUAAUAAGUGGUUUAAAAUGUUUUAGAUAGUCGACCCAUGCAUUUUUUUUAGCAGGAAAUGAUCAAAAGAAACUUUUAUUGGAGAAGUAAAUAUUAAAAAGAAAUAUCAAGCUAUGUAACAAUAGAAGCCGAAAUUUUGAUGAGUACAGCAGGACCACUUAAGCUGAAGGAAACUAUUCUGUCCCAUAGCAGUUGACUAGCAAGACAUGGGACAGCUAUGGUGGGUGAUUCUUGAUUCUGCCGCUGUUUUCUGUCAGAUACAGUUUGGGGAGUCUCAUGUUUCUGUUGGUUUAAUAUUUGUAAUCCCAAAAGUGUGUGUAAAAAACCCCAAACUUUUAAACUGAUCUUAGAAAACUUGCCAGACCAUUGUUUACUUUCUUAUUAAUUUUAUCCUUCACUUUAUUUGCUUUUAAACUUGGUAUACAUUUUAAAUUAGUUUUCAAAUUGUUAUUUAGCAAAGUAAACAAUAAAAAAAUCAAUAAUAUAUCCAGCUAAGGGUAGGACAUAAAAACCUAUACAUAUUAAAGAAAAAAACAAUGCUAGCAACCAUAUUUCUGUAGAUGACAUGAGGAAAGAAAUCUAAAACAAGACUACAUGAAAUAAAAUCCCACCAUACUGAAUAGAAAUGAUCAGGAUCUUUCUGUCCCUUGAAGAACCGUAACUUAUGUGUUAAGAAGGGAAUGUAUAAGAACUGGAAGAAAGGGGAAAUCACAAAGGAGGAGUAAACACAAGUAGUCAACAGUUGCAGGGGGAAAGUCAGGCUGGCUAAAGCUCAGAAUGAGCUCAGGCUUGCAAGAGAAGUUAAAAAUAAUAAUAAAGGUUUCUUCAGCUAUGUCCAAAGUAAGAGGAAGAACAAGUACCGUAAGUGGUAGGUCCUCUGCAUGGGGAACACAGAGAAAUGCUGUUGGGUGACAGAGAAAAGGUGGAACUGCUCAACUUUGCCUCUGUCUUCACCCAAAAGGAAAGCAAGGGAGGGAGCUGCAGCCCAAGAUUGGAAAAGAGGUAGUAAGGGAAUACAUAGUUACUUUAAAUGAAUUCAGAUCCCCAGGGCCUGAUGAGCUGCAUCCAAGGGUACUAAAGGAGCUUGCGGAUGUAAUUUCUGAGCCUUUUUUCUUCGAGAAUUCUUGAAGAACAGGUGAGGUCCCUACAGACUGGAGCUGGGCAAAUGUCCCCAUUUUCAGGUAUCUGAAGAAGUGUGCAUGCACACAAAAGCUUAUACCCAGAACAAACUUAGUUGGUCUCUAAGGUGCUACUGGACAGUUUUUUUAUUUAUGUCGACUGCGUCAGACCAACACGGCUACCUACCUGAAUCUAGAUAAUUCAACAGUCGGUCUGUGAGCAUUUGGAAAAGGAUGCUGUGAUUACUUAGACCCAGCAUGGGUUUCUCAAAAAUGUAAUGCCAGACCAAUCUCAUUCCUUUUUUGGAUGAAAUUACAAACUUGGUGGAUCAGGGAAAUCCUAUGGACAUAGUGUAUCUUGAUUUCAGUAGUUCUUUUGAUAAAGUCCCUCAUGAUAUUCUCUCGAGGAAGCUGGUAAAAUGUGGGUUGAACGAGAUAACUGUUAGGAGGAUUUGUAGCUGGUUGACUGACCAAACCCAAAGAGUACUCAUUAAUGGUUCUUUGUCAUCCUGGAAAAAAUGACAAGUGGGGUGCCACAGGGUUCUGUCCUAGGCCCGUUGUUCAACGUCUUUAUAAAAGAUUUGGAUGAAGGGAUUGAGGCGAUGCUCAUCAGAUUUGCAGAUGACACCAAACUAGGAGGUUUCAGAAUCAGAAUUCAAAUGAGCUUGACAGAUUGGAGAACUGGGCUCAAGCUGACAAAAUGAAUUUCAAUAGAGACAAAUGUAACAUUCUGCACUUGGGCAGGAAGAACCAGAUGCACAAAUAUAGGCUGGGGGACACCUGGCAGUACAUGUGAAAAGGAUCUAGGGGUCUUGGUGGGCCACAAGCUUAACAUGAGUUAACAGUGUGAUGCAGCAGCAAAAAAAGCUAAUGCUAUUCUAGGCUGUGAUCAUAGAAGUAUAGUGUCCAGAUCAAGGGAAGUUAUAGUAUUACUCUAUUCUGCCUUAAUCAGACCACACUUGGAAUACUGUGUCCAAUUCUGGGUACCACAGUUUAAGAAGAAUGUUGACAAGCUGGAACAUGUGCAGAGGAGGGCAACCGAGAUUAUCAAGGGCCUGGAAACAGCCUAUGAGGAGCACUUGAAGGAGCUGGGUAUGUUUAGCCUGGAAAAGAGGAAACUGAGGAGAUAUGAUAGCCAUCUUCAAAUAUCUUAAGGGCUGUCACAUGGAGGAGGGUGCAUGCUUGUUUUCUCCUGCUCUUGAGGGUAGGAUUCAAACCAAUGGCUUCCGUUGCAAGAAAAGAGAUUCCGACUAAACAUUAAAAAAAACUUUCUGACAGUAAGAGCUGUUCAGCAGUGGAACACACUCCCAUGAGAGGUGGUGGACUCUCCUUUCUUAGAUGUCUUUAAACAGAGGUUGGAUGGCCAUGUGUCAUGGAUGCUUUAGCUGAGAUUCCUGUAUUGCAGGGGGUUGGACUACAUGACCCUUGGGGUCCCUUCCAACUCUUAACAUUCUAUUAUUCUAGUCCAACCCCCUGCAGUGCAAGAAUGCUUCAGGCUCACACUAACCAGCUUCUGCUCCCACAUGUGCCUAUGCAUUUUAGCAUUUUAUGAUAGCUGCAUCCGAAAUGAUAUUUGUGCCAUACUCUUAUUUAGGAUUCAUGCAUAACUACAUCUAGUAAGAUUUUUUUUUUACAUGUGGAUGUGAAUGUUCGCAGGAUUUAAUUUCUGAUUCAAUAAUAUAUGUGCCAUUGAAAGUUUUAGAGACUUUGUUUCCUAAACUGGUUUGGAAUCUGAAAGAACACCCCCCUAUGCAAAAUAUUCUCCAAAACACUGUCUAGCAAUUAAUAGACCACAGGGUAGCUUAGUCAUAAUUCGUGUUACAGUAAAUCUAUUGGUCUUUAAAGUGUUACAAAACUCAUUUUAGUUUGCUACAUUCCCUUCAUAUUUUAGUAUAUGUUGGGCAGGAAAAGUGUGUGAGGUCUUUUCCAAAACUGUGAUAUUCUACUGUACAUCACCUAGAGAGACUAUUCAUUUCCUUACUCAGCAUAGGAUUGUGUGUUCAGAAACAUCAGAGGUAUCCUAGCUUUCUUAACGAUCUAAAUAAUUGGUACAUUUAAAGGUAGAAUGCAAAGUUUUGGUAAGUCUGUAAUAGAAUUUUGUAACAUACAUUUUUUCCACCUGCAUCCAUCUCCAUGUAAUGCAUGAAAUGUACUGCAUUUGACAAGGGCUUUUAGCUAUAUUUCAGAUUCCACCUUUUCUUCACCUUUCUUUUAAUGCAGGCUUUAUUCUAGGUUGCUCUGAACAACUGCUGGAUAGGCCAGUGAUAUAACUCUAUUAUUCUAGAAUUUUCUAACAAAUUUACUGUAGCAUCAGGGACUACCACCUCUGCUCAUUUUGCUCGCCAACCCCAUUCUCUGCCCUUUACAUCUGAUCAUCCCCCCUCCCUUUGCACCUUUCCAAAUAAAUCUAACCCUCACCAACCCCCAACUCCUCCUUAACCUUGCCAAACCAAUCUUCUCCAAGCUGUGCAGCCCCCUUCCCUCAUCUUGCACCUUGUCCAAACCGCAGCCUGGGCAAGCCACAGAGAAACAUUCAAGGCAGAAAGGGGCAGCUCUACAGCCACUGUCUUGCUCCACUGCCACUUCCCUCUUCUUCAGCUUCCAACGCGGCAGAAGCUGAAAUGGUGUUGUCAGUGUGAGGUGGGUAGCGGCAGCAGAGCAGGAUGAUUGCUGUGGAGCUGUCCUGGCUGUUCUUCUAUGGCUUGCCCAAGUCACUUGCUCACCUGCCUUCCCAUCUGCCUGGGCCACCCACCUGCUGUUCUCUUGACAAGCUGCAGUUGGCAUGGCUGCCACUUGGCAGCCAUGCCAACUGCAGCAUGAUGACAUUCUUACUAUCUUAUUAAAUAGUUAAUUACAUAGCCUUUUGUAGUCUACAGUCUACUUCUUCAGGAGCAUGGGAUGUUUGUCUACCAAACCAUUCACAAGGUCAGGUUUGUCAUAACAAAAUGAUCCUAGAAUAUUUUGUACAGGGAAUAUCUGCUUGCAUAAAUAUUGCUUCAUAUGAACUGUGUUUUUAAUGACUAUAGCCAGCUUUUUAAGGAGCAAUUACCUCAGCUGAAACAACAAUUUAUUUGCUACAGACACUGGAAUUGCCUUGGAAAUGUGGCAGUUCUGUGUUGUUGGCCCAGUUUCUUUGCUCUUCUGGAGAGCUUCAUGUGGAUGCAAAACUGGUUCUGUAAACUAGCCCAAAGUGAGAACUUCUGCAGCAUUAUAAGCAUUUCUUGGGAAAUUUCUAGUUUAUUAUUUUACGCGGAACUUCUCCCCUAAGGGAGUCGGGCAAACUUGCACAACUGUUCAUAAUUAUUAUAAAUAGUUUUCCCUACCCCACCCUCAUAUUGCAGGGUUAAUUUGGAAAGUGAAGUAACAUUUGAAACAUAGCUUUUCUUUUAAUUUACUAUUUUAGUUUUUCUUUCUUACUCAACCUAUCAUGCUGGUAAGAAUCCUAUGACUUGCCAAGUUUUGAGAGUGGCACAUACAAGAAUAAAAGUAGCAAGUGCUUAGCUGUCAACUUUUCCCUUUUCUUGCGAGGAAUCCUAUUCGGAAUAAGGGAAUUUCCCUUAAAAAAAGGGAAACGUUGACAGCUAUGCAAGUGUAACUUUAUAAACAAAACUCUUUUAUUUUAAAAAAUCAUUGUUCUCUACGAACAUUUAAAGACUGUUUGUAAGCAGCAUAGCCCAAGUUCUGUUAGUUUUUUCUAACCAAGUAAAUAAUGGCUAGGCUUUAUAAGUCUUAUUCUCAGUUUUAAACUUGCAAACCUUCACUGUUUUGUCUGGUUUAGUUGCUGCAUCCUAUUUCCUUGCUCUAAUUCCAAGACUACCAUGCACUAUUAUUUUUACCAGUUUGAUAAGAGGGCAUCAUAUGAAUACAGAAAAUUGGGUUCUUACAGUCCCAAAUUGCCAUUCGGGUGAUUUGUUUAAAAGCGGAACGUUUUGAUAUAAAGUGUGAACAUCUUAGAUGCUAGGAAUACAGCUAUGUUAGUGACCAUAGUGCUAUCAAAUUCAACAUACAUGUAAGUGGACAAUUGGCAAGAAAAUCAAACACGGUAAUUUCUGACUUCAGACAAGGAAAUGUCCCCAAAACAACGGAGUUGGUUUAAAAAAAAAGUUUAAAGGGAAAGUGAAGAGGGUAAAAUAUAUCUAGAAUGCAUGUGGGGGUUGUUCAAAACCACAAUAUUAGAAGCUGCAGCAGAUCAUGAAAGGUACAAUCAGGGCUAAGAGAUGCCAGUGUGGUUAACAAGCAGAGCCAAUGAAGCUUUUAAAGGCAAGAAAGCUUUCUCCAGAUAGUGUCUUGUUUAAUUGAGGAAAACAGAAAGUAUCACAAACGUUAGCAAAAGAAGUGUAAGCGGGGUGGAAAAAAUCAUAGAAUCAUAGAAUCAUAGAACUGUAGAGUUGGAAGGGACCCUGGGGAUCAUCUAGUCCAACCCCUUGCAAUGCAGGAAUAUGCAGCUGGUCCAUACAGGGAUUGAACCUGCAACCUUGGCAUUAUCAGCACCAUGGUCUAACCCACUGAGCUAUCCAUCUGAGGAGGACAUUAUAUUUUUAGCAAAGAACAACAAGAAUGUCUGUUCCAUGGAAACUGGUAAACUGGUGGAAAGUAUUAUUAUAGAUGGGUUAUAGCUUAGCAUAUAGAAGAACCAACGUUGUAGAAAUAGAACCAGCAUGCCUACUUCAAGGUUAGUCAUGUCUCAUUAACCUUUUAGAAUUAUUUAAAAGUGUCAAUAAGCAAAUAGAUAAAGGUGACCCAGCCAACAUGGUGUACUUAUACUUUUUAAAAGCUUUUGAUAAUGUUGGUUACCAAAGACUCCUGAGUUACUUUAGUAGUUGUGGAAUAAGAGGAAAGAUCCUCUUAUGGGUCAGUAGCAUGCUUCUGGGUAUUACCAGUGAGGAAGCUGUGACAUUCAGGUCCUAUUCACAGUCUUUCCAUAGGCAUCUGUUGCCACUGUGAGAACAGGAUGAUGAAUUAGAUGUACAUUUGGUCUGACCUAGCAAGGCUGCUCUUGUUAUUCUUUAAAAAUACCUACCAAUGUUGCUAACAGUUUUGCAUAAUUGAAUUCUUUCUGCUCAUUUCCCGUUAUAUUCCCUAAUACAGGCUUUUCUCAAUUUCCACUUGACUUCUAGUCUGUUUCUGCAAGUCAUGUUUGUGUUUCAGCUUUUCCUUCUGUAUUGCUAGACCAUCCGUUGAGUCACUUUUCUUUGGAAAGAGGUUUCAAACUCCAUAUGGUGAACUGAGUGCAUUGUUCUUAAGUCAGUACUCAGAAGGACAAUAAGUUAUUCCCUAACAGUUCACUGAGUUCCUUCAACUUUCAGUUUGUUCUCUAUGCUGAUUAGAAAGUGUUUUACUUAAGGAGAAUUAAGACUUCGAAGAAGGACCAUGGGGUAUGCUUACAGAAUUUUUGAAUAGACUGUGGCCCUGCUAUUUAACUUUUAUUUUAUUUUGUAUCUCUGUGUGUUUGAAUACAGUGAUGUGGGUUUUCUGGGAAGCUGCAAUUUGGGAAAAAUCCUAUGUGAAUUUAAGUAAUUUGUAUCAGAAAAGAAUUUUGCACUGGAAAAAUGUCUAACGCUCUAGGCAGGGUGGGCCAACAUGCAGCCCUCUACACCUUUUUCGGGUGUCCUUGAGCAACAUUUGAUGCCAACCCCACCCCACCCCUCCUGUUGUCUUCCCAAAGCCAAGUAAGCAAGGUGCUGGGCUUUGGGAAGGAGGCAGGAGGGUUCUGAUAUAGUCCUAGAUUCCUCCCAUCUCCUUCCUAAAGUCUAGUUAGCACUUUCACAGCUUCUCCCCAACCCUGUACAACAAGGCAGUGUAUGGCCCACAAGUUCCGUGUCAAAGAACUCUUGUGGCCCACUUGGUGUGAAAAGUUGGACUGCCUUACUCUAUGGUGAUCCAAUUUAGCAUGUUUAGUUAGCUUUCUUUACCAAAAUGCACACAAGCACUUUGAAACUCCCAAGCUUGUCUAAUGUUGUGUUUGAACAGGGCCGUCUUAACCAUUGCCGCUAGGGGUGCAUGGCACCUGGUCGCCGGGCUCUCAGGGAUGCCAAGCUGAGAGUCCAUGGCCGAGUGUUGAAGUCUGGGGAAGGGCCACCGGCAGCCGAGUGGAGCAGAGCCCGUUGGAGCGCUGUGGGCUCUUCUGCUGCGGGCGGCUCUUCCCCAGACUCCAACACUCACCCCUGAACUCGCGCCGAGCCGCCUGUAGCAGAAGAGCCCGCGGCGCUCUGACGGGCUCUGCUCUGCUCGGCUGUCGGCUCUUGCCCCAGCUGCAUGGCAGCUAAUUGUUUCGGGACCGUGCUCAGAGCACCAUAUAACAUGGGCGCUGCACGGCAUAUUGCAUAUGCUGAGCUGCGGGUUCCUUUGCUGGCUUUUCCGCUGUCGGCGCACGCUCCCAGUGCCACCCAACGUGGGGUGCCAGCGCAGAAUGACGGGGAAUGCAAGCGGCAGUGGAGGAAAUAUCUCUGGACGGGAUUCGCCACGUGCCAACAGUGCCGACGGCAGCAACAAAACCCGAUGAAUAGGAGCAUAUGGAUUAACUGGGCCUAUAUAAGUUCAGCACUGUAGCAUGCAACAUGGGCUGAACUAGUGGCGUAGUGCUGCACAUAGGAUACCAGAGAAGCUUUCUUUGUUGCUGUAAGUGGGAAAAAUAGGUGUUUUAAAUGUUUUCUUUUUUUAAUCAUUCCAGACCACAAGUAUUUUAGCAAUUGGUCUUGAGAAUGUAUUGAGUGAUGCAGACAAGAGUUCUGGAGUAUAAAUGUUGCUCAAGAUUCAGUGUUUGAACAAACAUUGCUUUUCCACUUAGGUUCUCUUGAGGAUAGAGAACUGCUCAUUAGGGUGGGGCUUCCUGUUGCUAACAGCCUGGUUCGAAACUCCGAAGUAAGUCCUACUGAGUGCAGUGGGACUGGGAAAUACUGUUUAGGAUUUCAGCCUUUGGAAGUCUUUUUCUGUGUCUUGUGUGUUUCCACACAUACACAUCUGCUGCUCUGCCCCAGAACCUUUGUUUUAAAAGUCCAGUUACAGUGCUCUGUAGAAACAGGUUAAUGCAGGGUACUUACCCUUGCAGAUGACAAAAGUGCUGUCAUUACAUUGUGCUUUAACUGAGCUGCUGCAAAUAUUAAAACUUUUCUUAUAUGAUCUGGUGCUGCAUGAGAAACAGAAAAAAAUAGGACUGGAAUCUUACUUUCUGACCCAAAGGCAAAGCCCACACAUUAUAAAAUGUCAAGUUUGAUUUAUGCAUGGAAACUAUUUUGGAAGAAAAGAAAACGUGGGCUCUUACUGAAAGGUCUGGACCAGGGAUGCAGUUUUCAGCACAAUUAGUGCAAAGCUUUAUUUUAUGUGGUAACUUUUAAAAAGGAGGUUCUUAUGGUUAUGUAAAUUUGAGUGUGCAUUUCUUUCAAAAAGAAGCAAGGCUCUAAUGUUUAGUUCAUGUGUUUUAUUUUUUUCUGGGAAUGUGAUUAGGGAACUGCUGGCAAUGUAUAGAUGAGUAGUGUUAUUCUUCCUUAGGAUGUUUGGUGCAAGUGCUGAAGGAGGCAGCUGCAUAAAGAUGGGUAGAUGGGUGAAGCCUUUAAGUUUCUAGAGCGGACCUGCUCACCAGAAGCCCCAUGAGUUUAUUAUCACCACCUCCCUGACUACUUAAAAUUCUAACAGAGAAACAAGCACACAUGGUUUAUGACCCUUUCCAAUUAUUAAUUAAAUUUAUUACCUGCCCUUCACAAGCAGGUCCCAGGGCAGGUUACAACAGUUUAAAAUUAAUUAUUUAAAAGAGUUAAAACAAAUUAGAGUCAUGGGGAUAGGGUGGAUCCUGAAAAACACCCACAUCUCAGGUGUCAAAAGUCAUGGUAAAGCCUUCAGCUUCAUUUAUGGGACCGUUUAAGCCCCUUUUCCAGUAUAAAUCCACUGCAGCAUGAAAACUAAUGUGGUUGGCCAAGAAUGGGUUUUAAAGGGUGUUUUGGAAAGCAUUUUCCCUACAGUUCUAAGGUUAAUGCAGCAAUAUGGCCCUCUUAGGUUAUUAAAUGUAAAAAUGGCUGUUGGGAGUAAUUUGUCCACUCUAGAGAGUUGGUAAACCAUGGAGCAUUGUGCAUUAAAGUUUAUCUCUUUUCAGCUAGUUGCUAUAUGUAUUGUUCAUAUACUUCAUUGAUGGGAAACAUCAGCCCUCCAGCUUCUAUCUGGCCUUCAGAACUUUUCCCUGGACUGCACCCCUCACCAGCCCUACUUUGCUCCCUCCUUGAGUGUUUUUGCUUAGUUGGGAUAUGUCCUUGAACUCCAUUCAGGGUUUUACUUGCCUAGAUGGAGGAUGUGAGAGUGUGUAUAGAAACUAGCCUAUGGUAAAACUCUAAAAUUCACAUUUGAUGCUCUGCCCUCAUUUGGCGCUCUGCCCUUUUUUUAAAAAAACCGAACCGCUUGGAAUUCAGCAUAGGUAAAUGGCUUGAGUGCCUACCAUAUUGUUUAAAUGGAACUUUAGAUAACAUUCUGAAUAGGAUUGCAUUCUAUGUUGGCUUACUAAAGCUAAAAAGAAAAUAAAUGGAGAGUGUUUAGUUAGUUAUAUAUUACACUAAUUUCACCUGGUCUAUGACUUACAAUGUUCUCGAAGCUACCAGCAUGAGUUUGACCAAACUGCGGGAGGCAGUGGAAGACAGGAGUGCCUGGCGUGCUCUGGUCCAUGGGGUCAUGAAGAGUCGGACACGACUAAACGACUAAACAACAUCAACAAAUGACUUACAAUGUUUCCUUUUGUUGUAAUAUUUCCCGCCCCGACCUGGCCACAGUGAUCCAUGCGACGGUCAUCUCCAGGCUAGACUACUGUAAUUCGCUCUACGCGGGGCUGCCCUUGAAGCUGUCCCAGAAACUCCAGCGGGUGCAGAAUGCUGCAGCGAGGCUCCUCACGGGGUCUCUGCCAUGGGAGCAUAUUCACCCAGUGCUUUUCAAGCUGCACUGGCUCCCGGUGGAGUACAGGGUCAGAUUUAAGGCGCUGCUUUUGACCUUUAAAGCCCUUCACGGCCUAGGACCCUCGUACCUACAGGGCUGCUUCUCCCGGUAUGCCCCACGGAGAGCCUCAAGGUCCAUAAAUAGCAACACCCUAGUGGUCCUGGGCCCUAAGGAAGUUAGAUUAGCUUCAACCAGAGCCAGGGCCUUUUCAACUCUGGCUCCAGCCUGGUGGAACGCUCUGCCUCAUGAGACCAGGGCCCUGCAGGAUCUGAUUUCUUUCCGCAGGGCCUGUAAGACAGAGUUGUUCCGCCUGGCCUUUGGCUUGGAGCCAAUUUGAUUCCCUCCCUCUCUUUCUUUUUUAUUUUCCUUCUCCUCCUGCGAUGAGGCUACAUUUUAAUAUUUUAAUGUUUCAAUAUUUUAAUGUUGUAUUUUAAUUUUGUUUUUAAGUUGUAAGCAUUCAACUUGUUUUUAUUAUUGCUUGUAAGCCGCUCUGAGCCUGGCCUUGGCUGGGGAGGGUAUAAAUAUUAUUAUUAUUAUUAUUAUUAUUAUUAUUAUUAUUAUUUCUAAAACUAAAGGGCAUACAAAACUAUAGUCUGAACUUCUGUUAAUCUUGUUUUAUGGCUUUAAAUAAACGUGAACUCCUUUUUUUCUUUAGCUUAGAGCAGUCACUGUAGAUCUGCAAACUGAUGCUGCCUUGCAAGUGGAUAUUUCUGAUGCCCUUAGUGAAAGGGACAAAGUGAAGUUUACCGUCCAUACAAAGGUAAAACCAGCUUGAGGUCUAGGUAUUUUACUUCUGUUCGAUGAAUUUUUAUUUAUAAAACUAUCUAUCAACAGACAAAAUAAUAGCUUCUCAUUCAAGGCCACAAUCACAUUUAUUAGAUAUCUCUUGGUUCUCUUGGUUUCAGUAGGACUAAAUCACAUAAAAAUGUUUAGGAUUAGGAUGAAAAACACACUUGUUGUCUGUCAAAAAUUCUAGCUCUAUAUGUGGUGUACUGUGUGUGUAUAAAAUACACACACAUACAAUCAUGUAUGUGAAAAUAUUGAUUUGAUUGGUUGUGGGUUUUUUAAAAUAUAGCGUUUCAAGUAGUCCAACAUGCUGUUAGAAAAGCAUGUUUUCUAUUGUCCUUAGUUUCAUUUAUUGUGUCUGAGGCGCACAAUUUAGCAAAAAGAUUUUUAAAUAUUUGUUUUAGGACAGAAAGUACAUUAUUGCUUUUCUGAGUAUUGUAUGCAUUUCAUAUAAUUAAAGAUAGUGUUUAAUUUUUUGCAGUAAAACUAAGUGAUUGAAUUUUUAGCUUGUGUCAUUUACUACUUCCUUCCUCGUUUUUUGUUGUUGUUUUGCAGAGUUCUUUACCAAAUUUUAAACAAAAUGAAUUUUCAGUUGUCCGACAACAUGAAGAGUUUAUUUGGCUUCAUGAUUCCUUUGUGGAGAAUGAAGAUUAUGCAGGCUACAUUGUAAGUGCUUAUUUUCCAAAGAAUUGUAAGUAGAGGAUCUGACGAAAGGAAAUACUGAACUCCCAUAUUUCCUGUUGAAAAGUAAAGAUGCACUAGCUUUUAAAGUGAAUCAUAAAAUUCUUUACAACUUUAAAGAACUUGCAUAUUCGUGGGAAACUAAUGCCCGCCACAGCAAAAUUGAUAUACUCUGUCAAGUAGGGCAGAGCAGGGCACCCUCUAAAACAGCUGAGUUAUUCUUUGGCGUAGUAGUUAAUUGAUGAACCAUUGCUCCAGCACCUGGAAGAGCAGGACUGCUCUAGUGGUCCUUAUACCUCUCCUUAGGAAGAUGUUGGUGCUUUGAUCUCUCAUUCAAAGCUUCUUGCUUGGAAUAGUUGCUUCGCUAGAAUAGCUACAUAAUAACACUGAUACAGUGGUGCCCCGCAAGACGAAUGCCUCGCAAGACGAAAAACUUGCUAGACGAAAGGGUUUUGCGUUUUUUGAGUCGUUCCGCAAGACGAAUUUCCCUAUGGGCUUGCUUCGCAAGACGAAAUGUCUUGCGAGUUCUUGCGAGUUUGUUUCCUUUUUCUUAAAGCCGCUAAGCCGUUAAUAGCCGCUAAUAGCCGCUAAGCCGCUAAUAGCCGUGCUUCGCAAGACGAAAAAACCGCAAGACGAAGAGACUCGUGGAACGGAUUAAUUUCGUCUUGCGAGGCACCACUGUAGUGGGUGAAAUCUAAGUGCAGGAGGCCUGUAUGUGUCAGUGCACUAGGGGCUGGCGGGUGAUCUCCUGGGGCCUAGCAUUUGACCUUUCUGCUUCUGCUGCUGCACAGCAAAGCAUUCAGCUAAUUUUCUUGAGGUUUAUAUAUUGUGUAACUUAUGAUCUCAUCAAUUUUACUUUGUAGAAAAAUUGCUGAGGAUUGUGAAUUGUUUCAUGUAUAAAUUUGACAUUGUGUUUGAAUGUUGUGGUUUGUCACUGGUAAGUGAUUAGGACUUAAAGUGCAGUGACUUUUUAAAAGUUACUUGUCUGUGGUAUAGACUUUCCAGUAAUCCUGUCUGAUUUUUGUUGGAAUACUUCUAAAUAAAUUCAGAACUGCCAAGAAGAAUAAUUUCUAUUGAAAAGCUCUCUGUACUAAGGUAUGUGAAUGUGUGAUGCCUAGUUGUUCUAAAACUUUAUACUGACCGUUUUGGGUUUUAAUGCUUUGUUAAACAUUAAAAGUGCUUUUGUUAAACAUUAAAAGUAAUAUUAGGAACUAAAUCUAACCUUAAGAAGCCCACUAAUUAGAAUAGGUGAAUCAAGCGCAGCAGCUUUAAAUAUAGUACAAGCAAAUAAUUACAUUUUUAAAAUAACACUUCACAUCUAUAUGCACAGCUAACUCUAUCAUGAGGCAACAUUUUCCCCCAACAACUUUGGUAGCAUGGAGUGUGAAGCAAUUAGACUUUACUGUCCAGGACUGUUUAUAUUGUCCUUACUUGAAUGGACAAUACGUCCAUCUCCUUUGAUAUAUACCUGAAAGAGGUUUUUAGGAUUCGCUCAAUUUUUUGAUGUUAAAUUAUAGAAUCACAGAAUUGUCGAGUUGGAAGGCACUGCGAGGGUAAUCUAGUCCAACCCGCUGCAGAGCAGGAACCUUUUUCCCAACAUGGGACUCAAAUCCACAAUCUUGAGAUCAAGAGUCUCGUACUCUACCAACUGAGCUAUUGGGUUAACUGUUAUGUAUUAUAUGGGGAUACAUAUCUUCUUUGUGUGUGAAAUAUCUUUCUUGUCUGUUCAUUGGGGAAUUAUAAGGUUAACUUGUGAAACCUGGAACUGCCCCUGGGGUUCAGCUGGGAAGACGGAAUUUCAUUACAGAAGAGAAGUUUGGCACAUCUCUUGUCUGAGGGGCUCCAUGACUACCUAUAGCCUAGUGGGAGGGGCCUGCCAAAGGCAGAAGGAAUCUGUAUCUGCAGGUAGCCAGUCUGGUGGCAUUUUAUCUGGUGGCUUUAAAGGGGAAGGGUAGGCUGGAGCAGAAGGAUAUACUCUGUUUUAGCUAGGAACUCCUUCCACUUAAAUGGCAUGAGACCUAGGAAGGUGGUUGUCACAUGGAGAGAAAUAUUUGUAUCCAGGUUCAUAAGCAGCUUAUUGUAUCUUGGUUCAGAAAGUUUUUGCUUUGACAAGAAUUCAGAAGUACAUUCUGAUGUACUCAUUUGACAGAUUCCACCAGCACCACCAAGGCCUGAUUUUGAUGCCUCAAGAGAGAAAUUACAGAAGCUUGGUGAAGGAGAAGGAUCGAUGACUAAGGAAGAAUUCACCAAGAUGAAGCAAGAACUAGAAGCGUAUGUGUAUAUUUUAGUACUUCCUGUUCUUCCAGCUUUCUAGUACUUUUUAGUCACUUCCACUGUAAGAAGCAGAGUUGAGCAAUGACCCCCAAGCAAGUAACUAGUAAAUUAUCAUGAUGAAAAGUGUACAUGUAAUGGCCAAAAUGGUAAGAAGCAUGGAAGGUUGGGUGGGGAGAUGCUCAAUGCGAGAGAAGCUACAUUUCUUUUUUGAAAAAGAAUGUAAUCACAUUUUGAAUCCUAUACUAGCUUGGAUGAAUUUGAUGCAGUGUUUUAAGCCUUGAAACAAUUCUGAGAGGAUAUAUUUAUUUAUAAGCUUAUUUUCAACAUUUGCAUGGCAAAUGUUCACAAGGGCCAAAGGAAGUAUAUCAAAGCAGGGGAAAGCAGGGACCUCAGCAAAUAAUAGGUGGUAGAGACACGAAGAAAGGACUGGGUCAUAAAAUACAUUCACAGCACAGAAACACUGUUAUAUUAUUGCCAGAACUGAAAUACAGAGGCAAGGGAGGUUUUAGAGGUCUGAGGGAUGUGAAUUAUGGCUAUAGAGUUGUGAAGCCUAGAGUGUAGACCUUGAAAGCGCAAUUCUACUUCUUUUGUGGCUCCCAUUGUAAUGGCAACAUCGUGAUCUAGCAACAUGGGCCAAAAAAAAUGGGUGGGUACUAAAUACAACGUACUGCAUUGUGCUUGAAAGUCAACAGUCUGUUGUAAGUUACUGGCUGAAAUGUUUUGUACUUAAUGUAGAAAUUCUACUUCUAUAAUUGUACCUCUGCUGUUGGUUUGUUUUAAAAUAUUUAGUGAGUAUUUGGCAAUCUUCAAGAAGACCGUAGCCAUGCAUGAAGUCUUCUUGUGUCGUGUAGCAGCUCAUCCCAUUUUGAGAAAAGACUUAAAUUUCCAUGUCUUCUUGGAAUAUAAUCAGGAUGUGAGUAUAUUUCAUUUGUUGGAGCAAUUUACGACAGUUUGUAUGUCAUAAGAUUUAUAAAUAAGUUUAUCUUAUUUUGAAAUAAGAUAAAGAACAAAGGUCCCCUUAUUUUCAAAUACAGUGUGAGAAACUAAUGGAUAAAUUAGCAGGAAGUAUUGUUUAAAGAGAGAAUUAAGCAUGUAUAUAACAAAUCCAGCUGAGGAAACAUCAGCAUAGUUUCUGUAACAAGCCUUGCCUUUCUAAACCUUUAGAAUUUCUGAGUAUGUCAUCUUGAUGAGGUGAUCUAACUCGGAUUUCCUAAAACCUUUUGACAGAGUCCUUUAUCAAAAGGUAAACUUUCUCAUGGAAUAAGGGUACAGGUCUUCUUAUGGAAAUUGGUCAAAGAGCAGGAAGCACAGAGUAGGGAUAGAUGAACAAUUAUCCCAAUGGAAGAAAUUAAGGAGUAGGAUUCCCCCAAAGAUAUGAAUUGUGGGGCUAUGAAUUUGACUUGCUCAUGGCUGAUCUCGAGUCAAAAGCAAGUCCUGAGGCAGAUGUGUUUUCAAGCAACAGCAAGUUGCUCAGGAUAGCUUAAGGGGACCAUGGAAAUCUCCAAAAGAAUCUUCUGCAAUUGGGUGAAUGAGAAGCAAAAUAUUUUUUUUUAUUUAUUUAUUACAUUUAGGUAGCACCCUUAAUCCAAAGAUCAUAGGCUGUUCACAACAUAAAAAUACAAAAGAACACAAAAUACAUAAUAAGAUCAAGAACAAACCAAGAAGCCCCCUUCCACAAACACAUUUAAAAUGACAUACAAUAUAACUGGGAUUCAUUAUAAUUGUAAAAUGAUGCAGACCGGGACAAAAAUUUUAAUUUCAUGUAUGCAGUGAUGGGGUCUGAACUGGCUGUGACAUUACAGGACAGAUCUUGCUUAUGAUGGAUAGCUCAGUGAAAAGCUGAUGGUGUGAUAGCAAUGAAAAAGGUACAAGUUGGGGGUCAGACACCUCAGUCUGAAACCCUAGAGAGCCCCUGCCAGUCAAUAUAGACCAGUGGUUCCCAGCCUUUUCUGGGAACCACUGGUCUAUAUUCCCCAUGUUGGGAACCAUGGAUAUAGACCAGAGUUGGUCAACCUUUUUAUGCCUACCGCCCACUAAUGCAUCUUUCUUGAUGGUAAAAUUUCCUUACCGCCCACCAGUGCUCGAUAGCAGGAGGAUUCAGCUUGUGCCGUAGAACCCCCUACCGCCCACCUAGAAUCCUGAAACGCCCACUAGUGGGCAGUAGGGACCAGGUGGACAACCCCUGUUCUAGGCAAUCCUGAGCUAGAUGAACCAGUGGACUGAUAUUCCUAACUGAUUGGCAGUAGAUUCAGGACAGAAAUUUUAUAAGAAGCAUAAUUAAAUUAGCUGCCAACAACAAAUAACAGGAUUUAAUCCAAGUUUAUCCCACUGAUCUGUAUGUAGAAUUACUUUUACUAUUACAUUUUGACUUUCUGAAAACAAAAGUUGCUUGGACUAAGUAUUUUAUUUUUUAAAAAAAUACUUUUGUGGCACACAACCAUAAAAUGGAUUCGGGAUAACAUAAAAUUAGAACAGAUGCAAGAAUGCUGAAGAAAGGCGACACAGUAACCAGAUGUUGUGUUUUUCUGUAUUCCAGUUGAGUGUCCGUGGGAAAAAUAAGAAGGAGAAACUUGAAGACUUCUUCAAAAACAUGGUUAAGUCUGCAGAUGGUGUGAUAGUUUCUGGAGUAAAGGUGAUUCCUAUUUAGCCAUUUAAUAUAUCUGUACCUCCUUUGUGAAUAUUCUACAGAUUUGCCAAUGGGCAUGUGGCAAGAGACCAACAUAAGAAAAUCCCUUCUGGAUCAAGCCAAAGGCCUGUCUAGUCCCUCAUUGUGCUCUCAUAUUAGCCAGCCAGAUGCAGGACAUGAGAGCAGCAGCACUGUCCCUCUCAUGCUCUUCAGUAAUUGGUAAUCAGAGGCAUAUCGCCUCAGAUACUAGUAGUACACAGUCAUUGUGACUAGUAGCCAAUAAGCGAGCUCAAGAAGUUUCCAUAGAUUAUUUGUAUUCCAUGUAACAGUAAUAUUACAGAACAUCUCCAUUUUUAAAAAGUGGCAGGUUUUACUCAUAUUGUGAGCAUGUUGCAAGAAACAUUUAUGAAGGCUGUUGUGGGAGUUAGAAGGGGACAUUGCUCAGGAGUGGUGUCCUUGGGCAGUGUUGGAUCUUGGUAGCUCUCCAGAAGGAAUAUGCAGUUGCAAUUAUUUCAGGAGUAGAAAUUGCAAGCUGGUUCUUAACUGGUUUUGCCUUCUAGAGAGCUUCUUUCUCCAUGCAUGCAAUCAAUCAAUCUAUCUGUUAAAUGCUUGCCAAGGAAAUAACUUCAGUUUAUACUUUCCAUGUCUUAUACUUGCAACUAAAGUAAUAUAUGAUUGCAAAACUCACACAUAAUACGGUAGUUCCAGCAUUGAGUUUCCCAUACUGGAAUUGAAACUUCAGGGAUUUGCAUGCCGAAAUGUGGUAUCCAAAUGGCUGUGUUUGGAAUGUGGACCCUCACCUUCUGAAAAGUUCAUGGACUAUCAUAGUCCCAGUGAUUAAAAAUAUUACCUUUAGGAGUUUCUAUCCAUCACCGUUUCAGUAUUGAUGAGUUCUGCAAAAAAUUGCUUCUGUGCUAUGUUGAAUAUUGAUCGAGUGCCAUAGUAUUCAGGUGAAGGCAUUUCUUACACUCUCUACAUAUCUCCUAGCUUGCAGGAAGUACAUGGAGAAUUUUACUGAUGCAUUUUAACUUCUUAUACCAUUCCCAUGGUAACCCAUCAGACAUGAAGAGACAACUGAAUAAAAUUUUUAGUGCGUAGAUACUUUUGAUACUGAGCCUGGUUUUAAAAACUAUUGUUGGCCACUGGUUCCACAUGCCUGAUAAAGUAACUCUUAGAGUUCCUUCCAAGCUCUACUUCCCCAGGCCUUCUGCAAAAUCUCCUUCCCAGGGCGAGUUGCCUGGUGUUAAAUUUGAUGCCUCUUUUGCCAAGAGACUAUUUUUUCUUCCCCUUUACCCAAGUUUUCCAGCAUGUAAACUAAUUUCAGACAGAUUAUUUUUAUUGGUCUUGUCUCAUAGCUACCACGAUGGAAUGUCUUCAUUCCUUUUGCUCUUUUAAGUCCUGCAGUGAACUACGGCCACCUUGUUGCUCUUUCUGUCCUGGGGCUUCCUCAUUUGUUUGUUGAAAACAGUUCUAUUUUGCUGUAGGCAAGGAUGCCAAUGGCUAAUUGCAUCCUUGAAAAAUGAUUCUGUAUUGCUAUGCAGGAUGUAGAUGACUUCUUUGAACAUGAAAGAACAUUCCUUGUAGAGUACCACAACCGUGUCAAGGAUUCCUCUAUGAAGUCUGAUAAAAUGACAAGAUCCCACAAAAGUAAGUAUGGAACAGAAACAAUGUUGGAUGGAUGACACAUUUCAAAGAAACCUGGUUUUGGACCUUGGUAUAAAUGAUGCAAAAUUGCAUAAAUCUGUUUAUAGGUUGCAUAUUAAUAGGAGUGUUCUAGCGUUCUAGAAUAUUUGUGCAAGCAAAAGAAUAUUUGGGAUAACAGAGAAAUAUUAAUGACCUAGUGAUGAGAUAAAUAGAUAGGAAUUAAGACCAGAUGUUGAAGGAUAUGGACAGAAGUCUGUUCCCUCUUAUCUUUUUGCCACUUCCCCCACCCCUGCACUGCAGAGUUUCCACACACACAUUCCUAAGCCAUAGUUUGUUUAGUUUAACUGCGGUUUGUUUGACUUUCCAAAUGCACCUGAACCAUGAUUUGAAGCAGGCUGAUGACACUUGACUUGCGCUAAUCAUGGUUUAUUAUGCGUCAUGAGCCAACAUUAGGCAAAACAAGCCACGGUUACCUUUCACAUCUGCAAGACUGAUCUUUCUUUGUUCAACCAAACCCAUAGUUAAAACAAACCAUGACUUGUUGCAUGUGAAUGAGGCCAGGCUGCAGUUUCCCUCAAAUCCACGCAUUUGGGAGUUCCAGAAACUCUUGGGCUUUAAAAUGGAUCACUCCUGUUUAUUGGGUAACUUUUAAACAGCUUUAUUAAAUUAAUUAAGGUAGGAUUUCCAGGAUUCAAAAUGGUAUGAUUAACGCCUACAAUCAAAUUUCAUUCUAGAAGUGGUUUGCAAAUGUGUGAUUUGCAAAUAUGGCAAAGCUUAAGCAAUACGACAUUUAUUUAGUUCCACGUCUACUACUGUAUACAGUAUUGAUUUGCAGACUUGGGUCCUGCAAAUACUGGAAAGUAAGCUGGAGUAUAGUACAUUGUCUGAUGUUAAUGUGUUUUGGAAUCCUUUUGUGGCAUAAUGAAACAAUUGGAGUGCUUUUUCUUUUCCAGAUGUUGCAGAUGACUGCAAUAGAAUUGGCUCUUCAUUGUAUACAUUGGGAACACAAGAUUCCACAGAUAUAUGCAAGUAAGUAUUUUUGAAAAAUGAUGAAACAUGGACUCUGAACAGGAUUUUGUAAAGUUAUGUCUACCUAAUAUUAGUGGUACUUAAUUCUUGUUUUUGAAAGAUGGCAUCUGGUUGCUUUGUUUCCUGAACACACACUGUUUUACCUCCUUUAAUGUGGUGACUGUUGGGAAUAGAAAUAACUUUUUAAUGUAGCAGGGAAUUGUGGCAGGAUCUUACUGUGUUUGCUUUCCUUAGAAUAACAACUUAAAAGAAUCAUCUCAAUAGUGCAGCUGAGGUCAGAGGCAUUUGAGAGAAAUGAAGGUAGUGAUGUUAAAUUCUCAAGAAUAAUCUUUUGGAGAAUAUUCUUGAGAAUAUUCUCGAUUAAUGAGAAUAUUAGAGAAUUUUCAUUUAAAAUAGCAGAAUAUUCAUUUUAAUGCAUUGAAAAUGAUAUAAUUUUAAUGCAUUGAGAAUGAUAUAAUUAGUUAAUAUACAUGUUUAUUCAUGGGUAAAUUUGUUCAGAUGGCAACCAAAAACUGUACAGAUACUUUUAUUCAAUGGGGGCAGUGCAGUCAAUUCACAUUCUUUGAUUUUUUGCACCAAACUUGAAAUUGAAAAUUUAAAUCAAAUUUAAAUCAAGGCCACCUCACAUGCUGUUACACAUAAUUGUAUAGGCCUAGGUACUUUAAGUGUAUAAAGCAUUAAAGCUACUUUCUGUAAAAAAAUAUCACACUGUAUGGCCAAAAAUGUUUUCUUAAUUGAAUAUAAGUUCACUAGUAAAUUACCCUUCCUUCAUUUCAUGAUUCUGGUACUUUUCUGGGCAGAUUGUUGAGACAGGCAUCUUGAGCUCCUACAGUGGUUUGUAGUUUUAUCAAAGUGGUAUCUCUAAGAUUUCAAUCUGUUUGUGCAUUUGUGUGUAGCUGCUCCUGCUCCUUGUCAUAAAACUGUAGUGUAACUUGGUCCUCAACCUGAGAGCCACAUUUUCUGGUACCGUAUGUCAAGAGAUCUUUGUCUAAUUCUGUACUUUCAUUCUGGCCUGAAUAAGUGGUUAGAUAUGCUUCCCAAAGGCAGGUAGUAGGCAUAAUAACCCUGGCUGUUUUAAGCCAAAAUGCAACUCCCUUUGCCCCUGUCAAAACAGAAUUAGGCUAAUAACCAGGUAAUUCACUGUGAAUUUGGCAGCUAGCAACAUAGAUAAGUCCAUUCAUCAUCCCCACCCUUUUCCAGAAUGCACACAUAUAUUUAGAAGAGUGCAAAAAACCCUUUUCCUCCAGUUCUCUAGGGCCUACAUGCUCCAAGUGAGAUAGCUGAGCUAUGUGACUUUCCCCCCAUGGUUUUGAUUCUAAAGAGGACUUGUUACUUUGUUUAACCUCAAAUUCCAGGAAUGCUAAGCCUGCAAAUUCUGUUUAAUUUUCCAAGUGCAGUAAAUGACAGCAGAAAAACUGUAAAAACUGCUGAGAUACAAAGACCUAAAAAAUGCAAGUCUAACAAAUAUUUGCAAGCUGCAGAAGCCUUGUAACAUUGCUACCAUAAGUUGUCUUAGUUUUCUGACUUUUGACCCUGACUUGUUUUAAGUCUGUCUAGUAACCCUGAAAAAGGCUGUUGUCCCCUGUCCUAUCUUGUUUAGACUAGUGUUUAUUUGUAAAGCUGAAAGGAGCUAACCACUUCAUUAAAAAACCAGUAAUAUUUUCCUAGUAUUGCCUUGGCCUGCUUAGAUUAUGUGGAGCUUGAAAUUUAUUAACUUUACAGUGCUUGGGACUAAGAAGAUUAUAUGCCCUGCAUGCAAAGUGCUCUGAUGUUUGGGUGGCAUUUUGGGAUAUGCCUAAAUAUUUGACUCUUUACUUGAGCCUUUUAUCUGGUCACACAAAUGGAGGAAUGGAGAGGCAGAAGCUGAGACAGUCUCUUGUUCCAUUCGCCUAGCCCUUUGGACCAGACUGCCCUUGCCUAAUAUCUUUCUGACUAUAGAGAGGGAUUUGUGGGCAGGACUUGACUGCAAGAUCAAGAACUGUGCUGGUAAUGUUGUAAUUAUUAUUGCUAUCUUACUGUGAUACCGUUGGAAACUUUAAUAAAAAGCAAUACUUCUGCAAGUGUAGGACUUGAAAUUAUAUUUACUUUUAUUUAGCUUUUUCUGACAGAAAUCCAUUCAAAGCAUCUUACAGGUGAAAUAAAAUAAAAAACCAGAAUGAAUAUAUACAACAGUAAACACUUACUGCCACAUUGGCCUAAAUUAGUGUUUUAAGUGACCACUCAAUAACUGGUCUGUGUUGUCACUGACUUGAAAUUUCUUACCCAAUAAUAUUUAGAAAAGAGCAAUGGAUUUAAAAAUUGAACCCAAACUGCAGAUAUGUUGGCUUCAAAAUAAACAGCUGUUUGCUGUAUUGUCCAUAUUAGGAAGGUACUUUUGAGUGUCACUUAGUAAUUUUUUGGAUACAGCUUUAGCUCAGUAACAUUAUAAUGGCCCGUUUCCCUGUUCUGAGAGUGACUGUUAGCAACAAUGAGUAGGAUACGCUUUCUGAGUGGGAACCAUGAUUUGGGUAUACUAUACAGGGAAGAACAGAUCCAUUGGAAAAGCUGGAGCUGCAACCUCUUCUCCUAGCUAUCACAUCUACAGUCUAUUAGGUCUACAAGUCUUGCUGCUGAAUGUUAUGUCAGCACUGACAUAUUUUCUAUCCAGGAUUUGAUUCUGAAUGGGGGUGAAGUUAGUAUUUUCCAGUUGUGUCUGUUUGCAUUUUGAGUGUAGCAGACUUGAUGGGUGAGCGGGCACAGAGUUUCUAUGGUAUCCUAUCCAGCAGUCUUCCAGUUUGAUGUACCUAGUGCUGGAUUUUUGAGAUGUGAUAAAGAUGGUUAGAUGUACUGUCCAUUUCACUGCUUAAGUCUCCCUAUGUGAGGUCUUGGAAGUGGUGUUGAAAACCCCAGGCUUCAGUAUAUAUGCUAGGCCCACCUUCUCUGGUACAGCUUUGAAGGUCAGUGUCUCCAGCAAGCAUGACCUUGUCUUGGAUAGAAUCUGGAUUUGCACAUUUGUUGGGUCAUACCCUUGCUCUCUUGUUUAGUAUUAGGCCGGAAGGUGAUCUGUAGAUAUCAUAUUGCAGCUAUGAUUCGUUUUUCAGUUGAGCUUUAAAUAUUUUAGAUUGAUUUUUUUAAGUAACUGUGCCCAUUGGUCGACUUGGAAAGGCAGUGGGGCGGAGAAAUUACUAUCUGCAUCUAACCUGUACCAUCAUGAUUAUAACUGUAAUGAGUAGCAAUAAAAACAUGUGCAAAAUAACUUUUACAACUGCCUGCAAACAAAGGAGAUGAGCUCUGUUUUUCUGCUUGAGGUUGAUUUUUUCCCCUACUGUGAUGAUAAUUCAUUGAAAAUGUUACUGAAAUAAGCUUAGCAGGAGUCUUAAGUUUUUUAAAAAAGAGUAUAGAUUGUCUUCAACUACGUACUACACAGAGUAGACCGAUUGAAAUUAAUGAACCUAGAUUAGCCAUGUUCCUUAAUUUAAGAGGGUCUUCCCUAAGUAGGACUAGCACUGAAUACCACUGUAUAUAGCUAACAAUUUCCCUUUCACUUUUCAAUCUCCUUCAACUUACCUGGGUUAUACCUCUUGCAAGAUUACAGCUCUCUUGUACAUUUUAGUCUAGUCUGCCAUUUAUUAACUGCACUUUCAGUAAGAAAGAAAUCUAGUGGUACCUCGAGUUACAAACACCUCAGGUUACAAACGCUUCAGGUUACAAACUCUGCUAACCUGGAAGGGUUACCUUGAGUUGAGAACUUUGCCCCAGAAUAAGAAGGAAAUCAUGUGCCAGCGGCGCAGUGGCAGCAAGAGGCCCCAUUAGCGAAAGCACGCCUCUAGUUAAGAACAGUUUCAGGUUAAGAACGGACCUCCGGAACAAAUUAAGUUUGUAACUAGAGGUAUUUGAUUUAGUACCAUUGAAAAAGUCUGAGCAUCUUGUUGGUUACAAAGAGAAUAUGGGUAAAAAUACAUUCCUUUUAAACUGUUCACCCUUGUCCAAAGUAGCCACCAUUCUAAGUAAAAAUGUUCAUUUAUCGGUAUCUGUUUUUGACACUUUAAUAAGAAGUAUUUAAUGGAAUUCAUAGUUCCAAGGCUAUGCAAGCAGAUAUGCCCCGAAGAAGCUGGUAAACUGGAAGAGUCACAAGCAUGUGGUGCCUCUGUCAUGAGAAAGUGAUGCCUCCUAUCUCUGUAGUGCAAGGGUGAGGAACCUUUCUGGCAAGCAGUUCUUUCUCCCCUCCCCUUUAUUCGAGGUACCAAGACUGUUUUUGUGUGUGAUUGGUUUUGCUGCUCAUCAGGCAAAAUCCCACCUGCAUGGAACAAAUAGUCAAGCUAGAAAUAAUAUUUUUAGUGCACAGAUAUGGACUAUACCCAUUCACAAUUCACUUUCCAUUCACAGAUUUUUCCUGAAAGUAUCAGAGUUGUUUGACAAAACAAGGGUAUGUAUUAUGAAGGAUUGUAAUAUUUCAACUGGAUUGGUUUUCUGUUCCUCCGUUUUCCAUACUGUCUGCCUUUGUUGUAUUGUGUCCAUAGCUGUGGUGCAUUCUAAAAUAUAAUCUUCUGAUUAUUAUUUACAUAAAGUAUUGCUUCUGAAAUAUUUUUUUCUGGUGUAGAAAAUAGAGGCACGAGUGUCUGCUGAUGAAGACCUUAAACUUUCAGACCUUCUGAAAUAUUAUCUGAGAGAAUCACAAGCUGCAAAGGUGAAUCUAUAUUUUUGCUGUUAGAAGUAUGCUUUAUUAAAAGGGCACCUUGGAGCACAUCUAAAGAAAAUGAUCUAACUGGAUGAGUGAACAUUUUAAAGGAUUUAUAUUGGAUUUUUAUCAGUCAGUAGCACAAGGUUGUAAAGUAUUAGUUGAUACAGUAACAGAUGAGUGGUCUAGCUGAAGGUAAGCGGGUCUGGGUCUGGUCAGUGCUUUGAUGGGUAAUUGCCUGUUGAUCAUCACAUGUAUGCUGCCUUGGAAUGAUAGAAGAAAGGAAUGAUAUACAGUCAAACCUCAGAUCCCAAGCACCUGUUUCGGAACGUUUCGGCUCCUGAAUGCUGAAAACCCAGAAGUAAAUGUUCCGAUUUUCGAAAGAUUUUUGGAAGCCAAACAUCCCACGCGGCUUCCGCUGAGUGCAGGAAACUCCUGCAACCAAUCAGAAGCUGCAGUUCAGUUGUCAAAUGUUUUGGAAGCCGAAUGGGCUUCCAGAAUGGAUUACGUUCAAGGGUUGAGGUUUGACUGUAAAUAUAAGAAAGCAAAUAAAUAAAAAUAUUGCUAAAAUUGGAAUAUGGGGUAUGAAUAUCCUAAAUUAAUAUCAGAGUAACUCAGUGAAAACUGAGAACGUUCACAUGCUUUAACUAAUGAUCUCAAAAGAAUAUGUGCAAUCCUGAAUAGAUUUUUACUCUAGCAAUAAUAUAUUUGGUACAAGAAGGUAGAACCACCAAAGCAUUAUUCCAUUUUUUCCUAUAUAUGUUUGGAUCCUCAUACCCCCAUGUGCACACACAUGGGGUAAUUAGUGUCUCUCAUUCUUGCUGAAAAGCUAACCCAGAGGAUUGUUGCCAGGAGGACAGGGAAGUGAAAAUCUAUAGAUUUUAUUACUUAUUUUAUUCGUUGCAGGACCUUCUGUAUAGAAGAUCUAGGUCAUUAGUGGAUUAUGAAAAUGCUAACAAGGCUCUGGACAAAGCAAGAGCGAAGAACAAAGAUGUGCUACAAGCUGAAACUACUCAGCAAAUUUGCUGUCAGAAAUUUGAAAAAAUAUCUGAAUCAGCAAAACAAGGUAUUUGAACAUUCUUGGAACGUGGUAGUUUUUAAAUUUAUAUAUACAGUGGUGCCUCGCAAGACGAAAUUAAUCCGUUCCGCGAGUCUCUUCGUCUUGCGGUUUUUUCGUCUUGCGAAGCACAGCUAUUAGCGGCUUAGCGGCUAUUAGCGGCUUAGCGGCUAUUAACGGCUUAACGGCUUAGCGGCUUUAAGAAAAAGGAAACAAACUCGCAAGAACUCGCAAGACGUUUUCGUCUUGCGAAGCAAGCCCAUAGGGAAAUUCGUCUUGCGGAACGACUCAAAAAACGCAAAACCCUUUCGUCUAGCGAGUUUUUCGUCUUGCGAGGCAUUCGUCUUGCGGGGCACCACUGUACUUAAAAUAGCUUAUUUUAUCAUUUCAGAUAUAAAUGAAUUAGAACUCAUUUUGAUUUUAUUAAAAAUCCCUUUGUAAACCUACACCAACAAACAGAAAAACUGCUGUAUUUUGAAAGUUAGUUUUGUGCUAUUUCCUAUAUCAAAAUGCAAAGGCUGGUUGCAUAGAAUUGGGUAAAUAUGUGAAAGUUUCUGAAUCUGAUGAAGACUACUCAUGUAUGAGCAGUAUGAUCCACUAGCUAUGCCAGUUCACAUGACCUGGAUAUUUAAUACUGCUAGACUGACAUCUCUGCCCAUAGAUACACAUAGCAUUUAAUGGAUUGAAUCCUUAAAUCCAACAGCAGCUCUUAAUUUAAAACAAAGUGAGACUCCAAAGAGUUACAUGUGCUUAGGUCUAGGUAGGAUUGUCUUAUCCACUUCUAUAUUGUAUUAAUAGAAUACCAAACUUUUAUUUCCUGCAGAACUUAUAGACUUUAAAACUAGAAGAGUUGCUGCAUUCCGGAAGAAUCUAGUAGAACUGGCAGAAUUGGAACUAAAGCAUGCUAAGGUGGUAAUAUUUUUCCUUCUAGCUUAAUUACUUACACUUAAUGGCAGAAUUUAACAGAAUAGAUACUCCUCCAAAAAAAUAAAAGUGGGAAAGUAACAUAGUUUCUUUGAAACAUUUAGGACUGCACCCUGAAUUAGAAAGGCAGUUAUUCUGAUGGGCCUUAAGAGGCAGCAAGUUAAACUGAAAUUAAUGGAGGUAUUGGAGCAUUAGUUCCACUUUGCAUCUGUAUCCACAGUUUUUUCUGAUGGGGAAAACCUGAGUGCUGUGUUCUCUUUUAGAAGUCUUUUCUACUUGGCCUUUCAGCCCCCACCAUUUAAAAAUAAAAAGAAGGGAGCUGAAAUUUUUGAGGUGCUGCUUUCUGCCCUCAUACAAAAGUUGUGAGCCACCUCAGAGAUUCUGGCCAAAAAGUGAGAGAUGCCUCUAAUUAAAAAAAAACACCCACUUCUGCAUAAUAAUGUAAUAGCAAGAGAGAGUUCACCUACGUUUAUGGAUCAUGUUACUUAAGUUGAGUUACUGGUUGGUGUUACUUGGUUCUGAUAUGCUAGUGAGGGGGCAUCAUCACCCCAAAAAGGGAGAGGCCCCAAGAUUACGUUUGAAAGUAGCAACUUUCAAAUGCUCACACAUUUUGAACAGUGACCUUUCUCAUGGGCAAAGGCUAAUAGUUAUUAGGCAAAUUAUGCUUGCAUACUUGACAUUCUUAUUCCGCUUCAAAAAAAUAAAAAUAAAAGUGUGUUCUUUGAAUCAGUUGUAACUGUAGGGGAAGAUUCUGUCUUCCUGUUAAUAAGGUUUUUGUGUUCAUGAUUUAAAAUUGAUCUUAACACGGUGCAGCAUAAAAUAUUGCACUUGGAAUGGGAAAUCCAGAUACCCCAGCAAUGUGGAGAAAUGUCUGGGGUGUUCUGAGACCGGGUUCUAGCCAGGGUAGUGACAAUGUAACUCUGGCGUGAUCUAUUGCGGCACCCAUUAUGUGCACUAAUGAAGAUACAGAAUGAAUGGAGUGAUUACAAGCUGCUCCCCUGAGGAAAAAUGGCCUUUGUCUGUGCUCCUAUUGAACACGUUUAUGUCAGUGAUAGACAUUGAUGAAAAUGAAAAUCCAGAACAUCUGCAAAAUCUCAGCAUUCCAUAUAAAAGAAACUUGAGAACUGCUUACAUAAGAAUGCUUACCCUGUCAGUUAACCUAUUAUCAGCCUUCCCCACUAAAGCUUUGGGCUACAAAUCCCAUCAGUCCCAGCCAGCAUGGCCAAUGGACAAGGAUGAUGGGAGUUCUGGUCCAGAACAUCUGGAAGGCAACACAUUAGGAAAGGCUAACCUAUAUGUAUUUGCAGCUUCACUUAAUAUAUACAUUUUGAACUAUAGAAGACGGAGGAAAGGCAGUAACUUCUGUUUUGUGCUCUUUUUCUUACUACAGGGUAACUUACAGCUGUUGCAGAGCUGUCUGUCAGUGUUAAAUGGAGAUACAUAAACCUGAAUCUGUCCUCCCAUUAAUAAGGGCUGCCUUCCACUGGAGUUUACUUCCUGACUCUGAAUUGACAUUUACAACUUGCUGGAGAAAUUGAUUGACAAAGGACACAUAAACAAGCUCCCCCUCUGCCCAAAAGCCCACCAGAAUAAUUCCAGAUCAUAUGAAGCAACAGCAUACUUGUUGUUAUACACAAAUAUUUACACAUUAAUUUAAUCAUUGUAUGUUCAUAUUGUUCAGAAAACCAAAUUCUGGGUCUUUUUUCUUUUGUGAAAGUAGCCAAUAGAAUUAUGUUCAUGUUAAAGCUAGUAUUAAAUAUUGCUGCCACUCUUACUACCUUUGUAACUUCUGAAGUUGAGGAUUUGAAACAAUUGGUUUUCAAAUGGAUUAAAUAUUGCCACUAGGUGUUUGAAUAUUGUUGCUAUAAGCAUUGUCUUGGUUAUUCCACAUAAUGUUAUCAAGCAUCUUAACUUUUUUCAAAUAACAAACAUUUCCUAGAAAUUUUGGAGCAAACUUUAUGUAAUCUUUAUAAUAGGACUUCAAAAGAAAGCAAAUGCAUUAGUAUGUUUGCCUUAACUUGUAGACUAAUCCCAAUUAUUGUAAAAUAAACUGUGAAAUCAGUGAUUUUUUUUCCUAAAAUUUUGUAGUCAUUGUCUUGUGAAUUUACAAUUUUCUUCACUUCAUACUCAGGUGUUAAUUUUGUCGGUUCCCUCCUAAAUACCAUAAAAUAUAACAAGCACACACGGAACCCCUAUUUGAGUUUCUCCAUUCUUUAUGGAAAGAGCAGCUCUGCAUGAACAAAAGAAGGAAUGUUUGAAACUUCUUCCACUGAAAUGAAUAAGCAAGUUUGUAGAAUUUCAGUGACCGAUACUGUUUCAUACAUGAUUACUGUUUUGUAGGAAUACAGGCUACAGCUGCAACCUGACACUUACUUUCCAUUGAGGACUUCCUUCCUUACAGUAUAGCUCUGUAAGGCUUAGAUUUCAGCUUGAAAAUGAAGAGUUGUGUAUCAAAAGCUGUGUGAAAACUUCAGCUUGGAUUUUGAUUGUGAUUGCCAGGCCUAGAUUUUGAAUCUAUUAUAAAUUUCUAAAGGGGUGAACAGGAAGAUUUUGUUGCUGUUGUUAACCAAAUCCUGUUUCCCUCAUUGCUGCAGCAGUGAUGGGAAAAGUCCAUACAAGGCAAAAUUCACCCUUCUGUAAGGAUUCUUAAAAGUACCAGAGCCCUUUCAUUCUACCUAAAUGAAGGCUAAAGCCAAAAAAGCAUUUCCACAAGUUGCAUGGUGCAGAAGGAGGAGGUUAUGUGUCUCCUCUGAAGACAGAAGCUUGAAUAUCCUGGCACCCCACGUAUCAUAGCCUGCUAACAUCCACCCUCUGGUGAAGGCACAUGCCCCAGAACAGAGCACAUUCUUUCCAUGCAAGAAUAUUCUAGCUUCAAUUCCUGCCAUUUUUAGUUAGAAGGAUUAGGACAGGCUUCCUCAGCCUCAGCCCUCCAGAUGUUUUGAGACUACAGUUCCCAUCAUCCCUGACCACUGGUCCUGCUAGCUAGGGAUCAUGGGAGUUGUAGGCCAAAAACAUCUGGAGGGCCAAGGUUGAGGAAGCCUGGAUUAGGAAGUGAUAUGGAAACUCUGCCCAAGAUCCUGAAGAACUCCUGCCAGUCAGAAUAAACUAUAAUUGGUAUAAGACAGCUACAUGUUUUCUGGCUGAGGCCUAGAACUUAUUAAGCAGCAGCAAAGAAUUCCCUGUCUCAAUCUUCUGUGAACAAAAUAAUAAAAAAUCAAUAUUA